CCAAGUCCUAUAAUAACUCAGCUUCAUUACAUUUCUUCUCAACAACUUCACUGCCCAAUUAUUUCACUCUCUACAUUCAUUACCAUCUUCAUAUACACAUAACAAUCAUCCAAUGUCUCACUCGAAAGUAAGUUUUGCGCUUGCCAUGGUCCUUGUGGCCACUCUCUGGACUGGAUCUACAGCUCAAACGUCGGAUUGCACCAACACGCUGAUUAGCCUGUCCCCUUGCCUCAACUACAUUACAGGCAACACCUCCAAGCCGGAUUCAGGGUGCUGCACGCAGCUCAGCACCGUUGUCCGAUCAAAGCCAGAGUGCUUGUGCCAAGUGCUUAAUGGUGGUGGCUCGUCUUUCGGUAUCCAAGUCAACCAAACUCAAGCUCAGACCUUGCCUGGUGUUUGCAAUGUUCAAACUCCACCACUCAGUACCUGCAACAGCCUUUCUCCAAAUGGCGCUCCAUCAGGAUCACCAGAUUCUCCGACUAAUGGAACACCCUCAGGCCCCGGAUCCAACACGACACCAUCAAAAGAUAACGGCUCCUCAGAUGGAAGCUCUACCAGAGUGGCAGUGCCUCUGCUCUUCUUCCUCGUCUUUGUUGCAUCAUAUGCAUCUACCUAAACCAUAUGAUGAAGUACCGCCAUCUUUCCAGUACAGAAUAUAGACGAUUGGCCAAAUUCUAUAUGAUUUAUUCCCUCUUUUUGUUAUGAUUGAUACUUGGAGUUGCAUUGCGGAUGCCUAUCUGUCUACGACCUCCAAACAUCUCUGUAUUUUAUUCUUUUAUGAACCUCUUUAGUUCAUCGUAUGGCUUGUUUUGUAGCACAGCAGAUAUGUUAUGAUUUUUCGAUAA
Molecule: messenger RNA, 845 nt
Organism: Daucus carota subsp. sativus
Lineage: Eukaryota; Viridiplantae; Streptophyta; Magnoliopsida; Apiales; Apiaceae
Product: non-specific lipid transfer protein GPI-anchored 5
Exons: 3
Coding region: 113-616 (167 amino acids)
Biological process (GO): lipid transport
Molecular function (GO): lipid binding
Source: RefSeq, a predicted model, not a curated record